CCCCGUCGUAUGCCUUCCCCGAAGCGGCGCAAGGAGGAAGGGAGGGGAGAGAGGAGCCGCUGGAAGUUAAGAUGGCGGCGCGUGUGAGAGUAGAGUGCUGACCGAACCCUUUCCCGCCCGUCGCCGCCGCGAGCUCCUCGUUCCGUCUUGUCUUUUUCUGUCGCGCGGAGCGAAGGCUCCCAAGUGUGACCGAGACACCCAGCGACAUCCUGAAGGAGACCCCAAGUUAUCCCUCGUCCGUCCUUCUUCCUACCCUCCCCCCACCCCCAACAGCCCGUCCAUUUCCUUCUUGUGCGCCCGGCCCCGGCCCGCCUCCCUCCAGGGAGGGGGAGCGCAACAUGACAUCGAUCCACUUCGUGGUGCAUCCGCUCCCGGGCACCGAGGACCAGCUCAAUGACCGGUUGAGGGAAGUUUCAGAGAAGCUGAAUAAAUACAACUUAAAUAGCCAUCCCCCUUUGAAUGUAUUGGAACAGGCUACAAUUAAACAGUGUGUGGUGGGACCAAAUCAUGCUGCGUUUCUUCUUGAGGAUGGUAGAGUCUGCAGGAUUGGCUUUUUAGUUCAGCCAGACAGAUUGGAAUUGGGUAAACCUGAUAACAAUGAUGGUUCAAAGUUGAGCAGUGGCUCAGGGGCAGGAAGGACAUCCAGGCCAGGCAGAACUAGUGAUUCCCCAUGGUUUCUGUCUGGUUCUGAAACUCUGGGCAGACUGGCAGGCAACACCCUUGGAAGCCGAUGGAGCUCAGGCGUUGGAGGUAGUGGAGGAGGAUCCUCAGGUAGAUCGUCAGCAGGAGCUAGAGAUUCUCGGAGGCAAACACGAGUUAUUCGAACAGGACGUGAUAGAGGAUCAGGACUGUUGGGUAGUCAACCUCAGCCAGUUAUUCCAGCAUCUGUUAUUCCAGAAGAACUCAUUUCACAGGCACAAGUUGUUUUACAAGGAAAAUCUCGAAGUGUGAUCAUAAGAGAGCUCCAGCGAACAAAUCUUGAUGUUAACCUUGCGGUGAACAAUUUGCUGAGCCGUGAUGAUGAAGAUGGAGAUGAUGGUGAUGAUACAGCCAGUGAAUCUUAUCUUCCUGGAGAGGAUCUUAUGUCUCUUCUGGAUGCUGACAUACAUUCUGCUCACCCAAGUGUCAUUAUUGAUGCUGAUGCUAUGUUUUCAGAAGAUAUUAGUUACUUUGGUUAUCCAUCCUUUCGGCGCUCAUCACUUUCCAGGCUAAGCUCAUCCCGAGUUCUCCUUCUUCCCUUAGAGAGAGACUCUGAGCUGUUGCGUGAACGUGAGUCCGUUUUACGUUUGCGUGAACGAAGGUGGCUUGAUGGAGCCUCAUUUGAUAAUGAAAGAGGCUCUACAAGCAAAGAAGGGGAGCCAAAUCUUGACAAGAAGAAUACACCUGUUCAAAGCCCAGUCUCUUUAGGAGAGGACUUGCAGUGGUGGCCAGAUAAGGAUGGAAUGAAAUUUAUUUCUAUUGGUGCUCUCUAUUCUGAACUUGUGGCUGUGAGCAGUAAAGGGGAACUCUAUCAGUGGAAGUGGAGUGAACCUGAACCGUACAGAAAUGCACAGAAUCCUUCAAUACAUCAUCCACGUGCGGGGUCCUUGGGAUUAACCAAUGAGAAAAUAGUCCUACUUUCAGCUAAUAGCAUCAGAGCAACUGUUGCCACGGAAAACAAUAAGGUAGCUACCUGGGUAGAUGAAACUUUGAGUUCUGUUGCUUCUAAACUAGAACAUACUGCACAGACUUACUCUGAACUUCAAGGAGAGCGGAUAGUUUCACUGCAUUGUUGUGCCCUUUACACUUGUGCUCAGCUGGAGAAUAAUUUGUACUGGUGGGGUGUAGUUCCUUUUAGCCAAAGGAAGAAGAUGCUAGAAAAGGCCAGGGCCAAAAAUAAGAAACCCAAGUCUAGUGCUGGUAUCUCCUCAAUGCCAAAUAUUACUGUUGGUACUCAGGUGUGUUUAAGGAAUAAUCCUCUCUACCAUGCUGGAGCAGUUGCGUUUUCAAUUAGUGCUGGGAUUCCUAAAGUUGGUGUCUUAAUGGAAUCUGUUUGGAAUAUGAAUGACAGCUGUAGAUUUCAGCUCCGGUCACCAGAAAGUUUAAAGAACAUGGACAAAGCUAAUAAAAUAAUAGAGGCAAAACCUGAAAGCAAACAGGAACCAGUGAAAACUGAAAUGGGGCCACCACCAUCUCCAGCUUCAACCUGUAGUGAUGCAUCUUCAAUAGCAAGCAGUGCAUCAAUGCCGUACAAACGGCGGCGAUCUACACCAGCUCCUAAAGAGGAAGAGAAAGUGAAUGAAGAACAGUGGUCACUUAGGGAAGUUGUGUUUGUAGAAGAUGUUAAGAAUGUUCCUGUUGGCAAGGUACUAAAAGUGGAUGGUGCAUAUGUUGCUGUGAAAUUUCCAGGGACAUCCAGUAAUGCAAAUUGUACAAACAGCUCUGGUUUGGAUCCUGACCCAUCUUCACUUCUCCAAGAUUGUCGCUUACUCAGAAUAGAUGAACUUCAGGUGGUAAAAACUGGUGGAACACCGAAGGUUCCAGAUUGUUUUCAGAGGACUCCUAAAAAGCUGUGUAUUCCUGAAAAAACAGAAAUAUUAGCAGUCAAUGUAGAUUCAAAAGGGGUACAUGCUGUUCUGAAGACUGGAAACUGGGUUAGAUAUUGCAUCUUUGAUCUUGCAACUGGAAAAGCAGAACAGGAAAAUAAUUUUCCCACUAGCAGUAUUGCUUUCCUCGGGCAGAAUGAGAGGAGUGUUGCUAUUUUCACUGCUGGACAGGAAUCCCCUAUCAUUCUUAGAGAUGGAAAUGGAACUAUAUAUCCAAUGGCGAAAGAUUGUAUGGGUGGAAUAAGGGAUCCUGAUUGGCUUGACCUUCCUCCUAUUAGCAGUCUGGGAAUGGGAGUUCACUCUUUGACAAAUCUUCCUGCUAAUUCAACCAUCAAGAAGAAAGCUGCUAUCAUUAUAAUGGCUGUUGAGAAGCAAACUUUAAUGCAGCAUAUUCUCCGAUGUGACUAUGAGGCCUGCAGGCAGUAUUUGCUGAACCUUGAGCAAGCUGUUGUCUUGGAUCAGAAUCCACAAAUGCUGCAGACAUUCCUUGGCCACAGAUGUGAUGGAAAUCGUAAUAUUCUGCAUGCCUGUGUGUCUGUGUGCUUUCCAACCAGUAAUAAAGAAACUAAAGAGGAAGAGGAAGCAGAGCGCUCUGAAAGAAAUACAUUUGCUGAAAGGUUAUCUGCAGUUGAAGCUAUCGCAAAUGCUAUUUCCGUGGUGUCAAGCAAUGGACCAGGAAAUCGUGCAGGAUCUUCAAGUAGCAGAAGUUUGCGACUGAGGGAAAUGAUGAGAAGAUCUCUGAGAGCAGCAGGUUUGGGAAGGCAUGAAGCUGGAGCUUCUUCUAGUGAUCAUCAGGAUCCUGUUUCUCCUCCAAUUGCUCCUCCAAGCUGGGUUCCUGAUCCUCCUGCAAUGGAUCCUGAUGGUGACAUUGAUUUUAUCCUGGCCCCUGCUGUGGGAUCUCUUACCACAGCAACGACUGGCACUGGCCAAGGACCCAGCACUUCUACUAUACCAGGUCCUUCUACAGAACCCUCUGUAGUGGAGUCAAAGGAUCGGAAAGCAAAUGCACACUUCAUACUGAAACUGUUAUGUGACAGUGUUGUUCUACAGCCUUACCUUCGGGAACUGCUAUCUGCAAAGGAUGCAAGAGGUAUGACGCCUUUUAUGUCUGCUGUUAGUGGCAGAGCGUAUCCUGCUGCAAUUACCAUUUUGGAAACUGCACAAAAAGUUGCCAAAGCAGAGGCAGCUUCAAAUGAAAAAGAAGAAGAUGUAUUUAUGGGAAUGGUUUGUCCAAGUGGCACAAAUCCAGAUGAUUCUCCUUUGUAUGUUUUGUGUUGUAAUGACACCUGCAGUUUUACAUGGACUGGUGCAGAGCAUAUAAAUCAGGAUAUAUUUGAAUGUCGGACAUGUGGUUUACUGGAAUCUCUGUGUUGUUGCACAGAGUGUGCAAGGGUGUGCCAUAAAGGUCAUGAUUGCAAGCUGAAACGUACAUCCCCCACUGCAUAUUGUGACUGCUGGGAGAAAUGCAAGUGCAAAACAUUAAUUGCGGGCCAAAAGUCUGCUCGUCUUGAUCUUCUUUUCCGAUUGCUGACCACCACAAAUCUUGUCACUAUGCCAAACAGCAGGGGAGAGCAUCUUCUAUUGUUUUUAGUACAAACAGUUGCACGACAGACAGUAGAACACUGCCAGUACAGACCACCAAGAAUUAGGGAAGAUCGAAAUCGUAAAACUGCAAACCCUGAAGAUUCAGAUAUGCCCGAUCAUGAUUUAGAACCACCACGAUUUGCACAGCUUGCCUUGGAACGUGUUUUGCAAGAUUGGAAUGCAUUGAAAUCUAUGAUCAUGUUUGGAUCCCAAGAGAACAAAGACCCUCUUAGUGCAAGCAGUAGGAUUGGCCAUCUUUUGCCUGAAGAACAAGUGUACCUUAAUCAGCAAAGUGGUACUAUCCGGCUGGACUGCUUUACACACUGUCUUAUUGUCAAGUGUACAGCAGACAUUUUGCUCUUAGAUACUUUGUUGGGGACUCUUGUAAAGGAACUGCAAAACAAAUACACUCCAGGUCGCAGAGAAGAAGCAAUUUCUGUCACAAUGAGGUUUCUACGUUCUGUGGCAAGAGUUUUUGUCAUCCUGAGUGUGGAAAUGGCUUCAUCAAAAAAGAAAAACAACUUUAUUCCACAGCCCAUUGGAAAAUGUAAGCGUGUAUUCCAAGCUUUGCUACCUUACGCUGUGGAGGAAUUAUGCAAUGUGGCUGAAUCCCUCAUUAUCCCAGUCCGAAUGGGUAUUGCACGCCCUACAGCACCUUUUACUUUGGCAAGCACUAGUAUAGAUGCUAUGCAAGGCAGUGAAGAGCUAUUCUCGGUGGAACCACUGCCACCACGACCAUCAUCUGAUCAGUCCACCAGCUCCAGUCAGCCUCAGUCUGCCUAUAUCAUUAGGAAUCCACAGCAAAGACGGAUCAGUCAGUCUCAGCCAGUUCGUGGUAGAGAUGAAGAACAAGAUGACAUUGUGUCAGCAGAUGUGGAAGAGGUUGAAGUAGUUGAAGGCGUAGCUGGAGAGGAAGACCAUCAUGAUGAACAAGAAGAACAUGGCGAGGAGAAUGCUGAAGCAGAAGGACAGCAUGAUGAACACGAUGAAGAUGGAAGUGAUAUGGAGUUGGAUCUACUAGCAGCAGCAGAAACUGAGAGUGACAGUGAAAGUAACCAUAGCAACCAGGACAAUGCUAGUGGACGCAGAAGUGUUGUAACUGCAGCUACAGCAGGAUCAGAAGCAGGUGCUAGCAGUGUUCCAGCAUUUUUUUCUGAGGAUGACUCUCAGUCAAAUGACACCAGUGAUUCUGAUAGCAGCAGCAGUCAGAGCGAUGAUAUAGAGCAAGAGACUUUUAUGCUAGAUGAGCCUCUAGAGCGAACAACUAGCAGCUCUCAUGCCAAUGGUGCUGCCCAAGCUCCCCGCUCAAUGCAGUGGGCAGUACGUAACACCCAGAAUCAGAGGACUACCAGUACUGCACCAUCUAGUACCUCUGCACCUGCAGCAAGUUCAGCAGGCUUAAUUUACAUCGAUCCAUCCAACCUGCGUCGGAGCGGUACCAUCAGUACAAGUGCAGCUGCUGCUGCUGCAGCCCUUGAGGCGAGCAAUGCUAGUAGCUAUUUAACAUCAGCAAGUAGUUUGGCGAGAGCAUACAGCAUUGUGAUCCGGCAGAUAUCUGACCUAAUGGGCCUGAUUCCCAAGUACAAUCACUUAGUGUACUCCCAGAUCCCAGCUGCAGUGAAGCUGACGUACCAAGAUGCUGUAAACCUGCAGAACUAUGUUGAGGAAAAACUUAUUCCAACCUGGAAUUGGAUGGUGAGCAUUAUGGAUUCUACUGAAGCUCAACUCCGUUACGGUUCUGCUCUUGCCUCCGCUGGAGACCCAGGGCACCCAAACCAUCCUCUUCAUGCAUCACAGAACUCAACGAGGAGGGAGAGGAUGACUGCACGAGAGGAAGCCAGUUUAAGAACUUUGGAGGGGAGAAGGCGUGCCACGUUGCUCAGUGCUCGUCAGGGGAUGAUGUCUGCAAGGGGGGACUUCUUAAAUUAUGCCCUUUCCUUGAUGCGUUCUCACAAUGAUGAACAUUCUGAUGUAUUACCAGUAUUAGACGUCUGCUCAUUGAAACAUGUAGCAUAUGUUUUUCAAGCACUUAUUUAUUGGAUUAAAGCAAUGAAUCAGCAGACAACCUUGGAUACACCACAGCUGGAACGGAAAAGGACUCGGGAACUCUUGGAACUUGGUCUUGACAAUGAGGACUCCGAACAUGAAAAUGAUGAUGACACAAAUCAGAGUGCUACACUUAAUGAUAAGGAUGAUGACUCCCUCCCAGCUGAAACAGGCCAAAAUCAUCCAUUCUUCAGACGAUCAGACUCCAUGACAUUUCUUGGCUGUAUUCCCCCCAAUCCCUUUGAAGUUCCUCUAGCAGAGGCCAUUCCCCUCGCAGACCAGCCCCAUCUGUUACAGCCAAAUGCUAGAAAGGAAGAUCUGUUUGGUCGGCCAAGUCAGGGUCUUUAUUCGUCUUCUGCUAAUAGUGGAAAGUGUUUAAUGGAAGUGACUGUGGAUAGAAACUGUCUUGAGGUUCUUCCAACCAAAAUGUCUUAUGCAGCCAAUUUAAAAAAUGUUAUGAGCAUGCAGAAUCGACAGAAAAAGGAAGAAGAACAAAAUGUGCCCUCAGAAGAAUCAGAGAGUUCAAAACCGGGGCCAUCAGCUCAUGAUCUUGCAGCACAAUUGAAAAGCAGUUUAUUGGCAGAGAUUGGGCUAACAGAAAGUGAAGGUCCACCACUAACAUCCUUCAGGCCUCAGUGUAGUUUUAUGGGAAUGGUUAUUUCUCAUGAUAUGUUGCUUGGACGUUGGCGUCUUUCUCUGGAGUUGUUUGGCAGAGUGUUUAUGGAAGAUGUAGGAGCAGAACCCGGAUCAAUUUUGACUGAGUUAGGUGGCUUUGAAGUAAAGGAGUCAAAAUUCCGCCGAGAAAUGGAAAAGCUGAGAAAUCAACAAUCUAGGGAUUUAACAUUAGAGGUUGAUCGGGAUAGAGAUCUUCUAAUCCAGCAAACAAUGAGACAGCUGAACAAUCAUUUUGGCCGCAGAUGUGCUACAACUCCAAUGGCUGUGCACAGAGUGAAGGUGACAUUUAAGGAUGAACCAGGAGAAGGCAGUGGUGUAGCACGGAGCUUUUAUACUGCUAUUGCACAAGCUUUUUUGUCAAAUGAAAAACUGCCAAAUCUAGAUUGUAUUCAAAAUGCCAACAAGGGGACACAUACAAGCCUAAUGCAGAGAUUGCGGAACAGAGGAGAGAGAGAUCGGGAAAGGGAGCGUGAGAGAGAAAUGAGGAGAAAUAGUAGUGGUUUGCGAACUGGUUCUCGGAGAGACAGAGAUAGGGACUUUAGAAGGCAACUGUCGAUUGAUACCAGACCAUUUCGACCUGCAUCAGAAGGGAAUCCUAGUGAUGACCCUGAUCCUCUUCCAGCACAUCGACAGGCCUUGGGUGAAAGGCUUUACCCUCGUGUACAAGCAAUGCAACCUGCAUUUGCAAGCAAGAUCACAGGCAUGCUUUUGGAAUUAUCCCCUGCUCAGCUGCUUCUCUUGUUAGCCAGUGAAGAUUCCCUUCGGGCAAGAGUGGAUGAAGCCAUGGAAUUGAUUAUUGCACAUGGAAGAAGAUACAGCCAUGACUGGUUUGUGAACCAUACUUCCAAACUGGAAAAUGGAGCUGACAGUAUCCUAGAUCUUGGUUUGUUGGAUUCAUCUGAUAAAGUGCAAGAAAAUAGAAAGCGACAUGGGUCUAGUCGCAGUGUUGUGGACAUGGAGUUGGAUGAUACAGAUGAUGGUGAUGACAAUGCACCACUAUUCUAUCAACCUGGAAAGCGUGGUUUUUAUACACCAAGGCCUGGCAAAAACACAGAAGCCAGGCUAAAUUGUUUCAGAAAUAUUGGCAGAAUUCUUGGGUUGUGCUUGUUACAGAAUGAAUUAUGUCCCAUCACAUUAAAUCGGCAUGUCAUAAAAGUUCUUCUUGGCAGAAAGGUUAACUGGCAUGAUUUCGCUUUUUUUGAUGCGGUUAUGUACGAGAGUUUGCGUCAGCUUAUCCUUGCUUCCCAGAGUACAGACGCCGAUGCUGUGUUUGCAGCAAUGGAUUUAGCAUUUGCAAUAGAUCUAUGCAAAGAGGAAGGUGGAGGACAGGUGGAACUUAUCGCCAAUGGUGUAAAUAUACCAGUCACUCCUCAAAAUGUUUAUGAAUAUGUCCGGAAAUAUGCAGAACACAGAAUGUUAGUAGUUGCAGAACAGCCUCUACAUGCAAUGAGGAAAGGUCUGCUGGAUGUACUUCCAAAGAAUUCAUUAGAAGACUUGACGGCAGAAGAUUUCAGGCUUUUAGUAAAUGGUUGUGGUGAAGUAAAUGUGCAAAUGCUGAUCAGCUUUACUUCUUUCAAUGAUGAAUCAGGAGAAAAUGCUGAGAAGCUUCUGCAAUUCAAGCGUUGGUUUUGGUCCAUAGUUGAGAAAAUGAGUAUGACUGAAAGGCAAGAUCUAGUUUACUUCUGGACAUCCAGUCCUUCCUUGCCUGCUAGUGAAGAAGGAUUUCAGCCUAUGCCAUCAAUCACAAUAAGGCCACCAGAUGACCAACACCUUCCUACAGCAAAUACGUGUAUUUCUCGCCUUUAUGUCCCACUUUAUUCUUCUAAACAGAUUCUCAAACAGAAAUUGUUACUCGCCAUUAAGACCAAAAAUUUUGGUUUUGUGUAGAGUAUAAAAUAUGAAUUGCAAUGUAAUUAUUACUAGCUAAUUUUUGUAGAUUUUCCAUUUGUCUAUAAAAGUUUAUGAAAGGCAAUGCUGUCAUACUCCCCCUGCUGGUACUGCAAUGACUAAAUGCAACAUUCCCGUUUGCAAUCCAAAAGCCGAGGAAGUGCUAGAGAUGUUAGACUGUAACCAUUUGCUGGUUCUCAGUGUCUUGGUCAAACUCCAGCCAAAGACGACAGCAGAACAAUAUGAAUUACACUGUGAUUUAGCUUUUUGUGGGAGGGGGAAAAUAUAAAAUGUUCUUUAAAAAAAUUCACUGCUGCCUUUGUGGAAAGUGUUUCAGCAAAGGUUCUUGUAUAGAGGGAAUAGGGAAUUUCAAAAUAAAAGAUGAAGUAUGUUCUGUGUUUUAUUUUAACUUUUUUUAAAAAUUGUGUUUAAUUUUGUGGUUGGCUGCAGUUGUGCAUCAUGUAUAUUCAAUUUAUAAAAAGUUCUUGCCACUUAGAGCUAAGAGUUGAAAUCAUUCACAUUUGCUUACGAAAACCACUGCCGCUGCAGUUUUUGUCUAUUUGCAUUGGACUCUGGUACACUAAAUACCACCACUGAUGUUUUGCAUGUAAUCUGUAUACCUUAUUGAGGAUCCUUUUGUACAUAAGAAAAGAAACCAAUGCACAGUAUUUAAUCCUUCACAAUCAACAUUUUUGUACCCCUCUUUCCUUGAGCAGUCAGUCUUGUUCCACUUCCAACUCAAACCUGGACACUUGUUCUGCUGUGUCUCAAGCUGUUUACAUUUUCAGCCUAGGCACUACCUGAUAACUGUAAAAUGUUUAUAAGAUCAUGAUUAUUUGAAGGUACAUUUUGAAGAAAUUUAAUGUUCGUGAGCAGCUUAACUACUUUUGUAUCUAGCCUUUUUUAAGUAUCUUGUUACAGUUUUUAAUAAAUUACAGACAAAGUACAAAGUCA
This is a messenger RNA of Pogona vitticeps (central bearded dragon), 9731 nucleotides long. It is a transcript of the gene UBR5, whose product is annotated as ubiquitin protein ligase E3 component n-recognin 5. Gene Ontology annotation, molecular function: ubiquitin-ubiquitin ligase activity; RNA binding; ubiquitin binding. Gene Ontology annotation, cellular component: nucleus; cytoplasm. The record is from RefSeq and is a predicted model, not a curated record. Gene Ontology annotation, biological process: positive regulation of canonical Wnt signaling pathway; protein polyubiquitination. NCBI's taxonomy places the organism in Eukaryota, Metazoa, Chordata, Lepidosauria, Squamata, Agamidae.